GUCUAGUUCCGAUAGGUGACCCAUCGCAUCAUACGUGUCGUCUCGUCUUCAUCUUGUGAUACACGGAUGUUGACGUGACCAGGAUAGAGCCUUUCUCACUAUUAAGUGCUUGAAAUCAAGCAGAAUGGCAGAAGCUAAAACUCCUGAGAACUUCCAGGGAUGGCUGUAUAAAUGGACAAAUUACAUCAAAGGCUACCAGAGACGAUGGUUUGUGCUGUCGAACGAGCUCCUCUCGUAUUACAGAAACCAGGCAGAGAUGUCCCACACAUGCAGGGGUACCAUCAAUCUCGCUGGAGCAUACAUCGAUACGGAAGACUCAUGUAACUUUGUGAUUUCUAGUGGGGCACAGACAUUUCAUCUAAAAGCAAGCUCUGAGGUGGAACGCCAGCGAUGGGUGACUGCCCUGGAGCUGGCCAAGGCCAAGGCAAUACAGAUGAUGGAGGAGGAUUCUGGUAAGUCCCUGGUCACUGGUCGUGUUUACAUUCAUGCACCAUGAUCUUUUUUUUUUAUAAAUCUAAUAACAUUCCUUUGGUAGUUGUCUCAGUCUCAUCACACUAAAGGGGAAGUUCACCUUGGUGUCAAGUUAAUUUUAACAAAAAUCAGAAAAUAAAGCACCUGUUGCCCUGUUGGGUUAAGUGAGAAUGAGGACACAAUUACACAAAUAUCACUCUUCAGAAAGUUAUUAGAAAUUUUGUUCGUUUUAUGUUUUGUAUUCUGGCAACCUUGGUAAUCCUUUAAUAACUGAAAUCAUAAUGCUCAGUUGAAUGAGCUGCCUUCAAUAGCUGUAUCAUAACUUCAUAAUAACGUGGAGGUUUACGGUUCACCAUGUGUAAUAUGAAGAAGGGAAGGAAAUACAGGCAGAGAGAUUGAAAUGGAAAGAAGAGAUAGAAUGAACAGAGAAAAUUAGAAGUAUUCUUUUCUUGAAAGUGAGUGAAGUCCUGAAAAGGACUGUAAACCAGAUGAGAUGAGCUGAAUAUGGCUUGAGUAGCGAUAGUUUGAGUAGUAGCAGGUUGAAGAGAAGAGAGGUUACUCGAUGUUUCGGGCAGGUUGACUGUCCGUCUGUAGGAGUGAAGGAUGCUAAACGAGCGCGGGGUACUUAUGGUGAGAAUGCACCAAUGGUGAGAAUGCAACAACUGCACCAUAUCCUCACUCAAGCCAACUUCAAGGUCAGACACCGAUCCUCCAAGAAACUUCACUCAAUCCUGCACUCACACAAGGACAAGAACCCUCCCAGCAAGCAACCAGGCGUAGACUUUACCGCAGUCGCAUGGUAUUCUGUAGAAUACCAUGCGCCAAUUGGGCAUGCAAUGAUGGACAAGCUAUGACUUUAUAAUGAAUAAUGACUAGGUUAAGUGAGAAUGAGGAUACAAUCACACAAAUUAUCAUACUCGUCAGAAAGUUAUAAGAAAUUUUGUUUGUUUAUUUUUUGUAUUCUGGCAACCUUGGUAAUCCUUAUAAUAACUGAAAUCAUAACACUCAAUUGAAUGAGCUGCAUUCAAUAGCUGUACAUACCGGUAUCAUAACUUCAUAAUACUAGUAAUAAGACAUAAAUUAUACAUACUACAUUGUAGAUCUACAUUGUAUUUGUAAGUGCUUACUGAUUUAUUUUUACCCCAUUCAUCGGAUUUACUCUGUCAUUAUGCACAUCCUACGCUCCCUGGGGAGUAUUCCAGUCAAUUGCCAAUGAGACGCACAAUGCUGGACAAGCUAUAAUGACUUUCACAUCGUACUAGAACGUGGUACCCAUUUACAUGUAACACCUGGGUAGGGAGUGGGAAAGGGUGGAUUGAAGUCUUGCCAAAGGAUGCUAGGCUGCGGUGGGGUUCAAACCCAAAAUCCUUUACUUACAAGCCGAGAAUCAAAACCACUACACCGUGGCUUAUCCACAUACAACAAAUUAUGAAGUAAUUAUUUCAUUAUAAUAAAUAUAAAUACAAAAUUUUGGCAAACAAUGCGAUUUUCUAUAAUGGUGAAAUAGUUCGAGUGAGGAUCAUUCAACCUUGCAUAUUGUACUGUUGAACUCUUGUAAAAUUCAGCUGAAGGAUACAGGGAGGAAGAAAGUUUGAUAACCUUGCUUUGGAAAGAUAACAAUUGUUUUGAUCAGGAAGGACUUAAUGUGAGUUCAUUCUUUAAAACAGCCAUUGUCGAGUCAGUCCAGUCUGUCAAUGGUUGUUGUACCUGUAAUGGAAUGUAACUGCAUGGGACAUUGCUUGUUGUUCAAGAUAAAUGUGUCUGGAAAUGCAACUUUUUAACAGUUCAUCUGUGAAAUAUGUUUUUUGUGCUUUUGUAAACAGGUGAGUUCAUAAUUUAUUGGCAAUUGAUAUUUUAAUUAAUUACCGGUAAUUGAUUCAUGUAAAGUGUAACUAGAUAGUAGACCAUUUUGUAACCCAUUCAAUGAAGUAUUGUAGGCCUACUAUAUUCCCUGUGUAAUGAUAGAGCAUCCUGUGUACAUGUACAUGUACAGUGUACUGUACUACAUUAUCUUCAACAUGCAGAGAUGGCUUGUUCGUGUUAGAUGCCAGGAUGGCACGGGUGCUUACAGUUAAGAGAUUGCUUAUUGCUGCGAUUGGACCGGGCUGAAUGAUUCAUUUAAAUGAUUUUUCAUUAUAUUUUGUGCAGUUUAUGAGCAGGGGGCUGUUUCAUAAAACUGUUCUUAAGUUAAGAGUGACUUUAAGAUCGACUGGUGGUCCUUUCUUGUGGUGAAGAAAAUUCACAAUUAAAUGUUCAUUGGUGAUUAUUUUGUGUGUAGGAAAGCUUUACCAGUUGUUCUUAAAGUCACUCUGAACUUACGAACAGAUUUAUGAAACUCCCACCUGGCCUUCAAGAAAACCAUCAAUUCAAAGUCUAUUUAAAAUAGAGUCAUCAAAAGAAAAAAUUCUAAUGGUUUUAAAUUGUACACUGUAUUGUACAUGGACAUGUUGGCCUAUCUAUGCAAAACAUACUUAGACACCCCCCCCCCCAAAAAAAAAAAAAGGAAAAAAAAAAAAUAUAUAAAAUAAAUUCAAAAAGGAUUUUGGUCAGGAAAAGUGAUUGUUUUUAUCUAAAUAGCAGAUUCGUACAGGUAGGUUUGAUUGUGUGAUGAAGAAUAACUUUAUUACAAUGUGAGAAAAACAGACAAGCUAAAAAAAAAGGGAGAAGAUGAGUGUGAAAGAAUUGAAUCGCUAAUUCAAGCAUACAUACAUGGGUUUAAUUACCAGAACAUGACAGAAUUUGAUCAAAUGUCCUUAUUGAUUAUGACAUAUGGAUUAUGCUGAAAUGCUGUCAUAUAAAGGCUAGGCUUUCAUUACUGUACAUGGCAUGUUUCAUUACAUGAAAAUGUUCUUUCUUGUUACAACUCUGUAUGUACAUAUAAUAUGCAGUAUGAUUUGUACCUGUGUAUUACUUUACUUGCUAUUAUGUCAUUACUAUUAAAAAAUACAUACAUGUACAUGUGAUGUACUGGACACAGUAAUUUUUUUUUCCAGCAGUCAAUUUUGCUUUAAAAAUAGGCAAUCUAGAUUCUAGAUGAAUCUUCAACAUUGCAUCAAUAGCUAUCUUGAAAUGGGUAUUGAAAUUACAAAACAAAAGGCAAUACAUGUACAGCAGGAUUAGUGGGAAGACAAGACUUUUAGACCAUAUGGAUCAGGAGUCUUGUAAUUUCCUGUUUAAUGCAACCAGC
Molecule: messenger RNA, 3658 nt
Organism: Lytechinus pictus (painted urchin)
Lineage: Eukaryota; Metazoa; Echinodermata; Echinoidea; Temnopleuroida; Toxopneustidae
Product: oxysterol-binding protein 1-like
Exons: 2
Coding region: 125-496 (123 amino acids)
Biological process (GO): endosome organization; receptor recycling; retrograde transport, endosome to Golgi
Cellular component (GO): recycling endosome; trans-Golgi network; early endosome
Source: RefSeq, a predicted model, not a curated record